Bipolaris victoriae FI3 is the source of this 1767-nucleotide messenger RNA. RefSeq lists its product as hypothetical. NCBI's taxonomy places the organism in Eukaryota, Fungi, Ascomycota, Dothideomycetes, Pleosporales, Pleosporaceae. The coding region runs from base 1 to 1767 and encodes 588 amino acids. The transcript has 2 exons. The record is from RefSeq and is a predicted model, not a curated record.
AUGUCAAAUUAUUCAAUCUAUACGGAAAGAAUCCUAAAUAGCCGCAUUUUCAGGCUGCUUUUCAUACGCCCCGCUCUGGAUCAGGAUCAGCAACUGGAAUGUUAUUGCCUUCCUUUCAAUAUCGAUUACGCACCUCCUUAUGAAGCACUAUCCUACGUAUGGGGUAAAUCCAAUCUAUCUGCUGAGAUAAGAUGCAACGGACGACCUAUUACCAUCGGAAUAGAGCUCUUAAACGCACUGAUCAGACUCCGCUCUCCCGAGGUUACACAGAUAAUCUGGGCGGAUGCGCUUUGUAUCAACCAGAGUGACAAAGCAGAGAAGAGUCACCAGGUGCCCCUGAUGGGGAGCAUCUAUUCCUCGGCAAAGAGAGUUGUCGUCUGGCUAGGACAGGGAGAUGAGAAAUAUAUCAUUGAGGCUUUUGAAUACAGUACAGAAGUCGCUAAAGCUUGCCUCCGAUACGACGAAGAGCGUGGCUUACCCCUAAAUCACGAGGAAAGAUACGAAACGCUAGAUUUUCCAAAAGACGCUUUCCCUCCAAGUGCUUGGAAAAGCCUGCAGGAGCUAUACGAACGACCUUGGUUCUCUAGAGUCUGGUGUGUCCAAGAAAUCCGCCUGGCGCAAGCUGCCUUUGUCCUCUGGGGGGAUUUUGGGAUUGACUGGCAAUAUCUGAGUUUAGCCGCCUCCUGGGUAUUCGACAAGAGCGACCAAGAGACUGACUUUGAGGUACCAUCUGCCGUUGGGCAGAGUGUCUCACACCCCGAUAUCUUGCGCGAUAAAUACCGAUAUCCGCUGCUCGAGGCUUUACAGGCCUUCCGAGAAUUCGAGUCGACCGACCCUAGAGACAAAGUGUAUGGGCUUCUAAAUCUGGUUGAAAACCAGUCUGAAAUAGAUGCUCUAGCCCUAGAUUAUCAUAAGAGUGUCGGUGAGGUUUACGCUGACACAGUUUUGGCCAUUAUUCGAGUUCACUCAAGGCUAAGCACGUUCGGCUACAUCACACACCCUCCCAAGUAUGAUCCAGAUAAUGAAGAGAACUUGAAGUGUCGAUGCAGAUCUUGGGCGCCAAGGUGGGAUGAUUCGGCAGUGGCAGAUGUACUGGGAUUUUCUGAAAACGAUUGUCGUUGGAAGCCUUACGGAGAUAAUGCAACAGUGAUGAUAGCUGGUCAUGACUCUCGACCCGAGGAACUCUGCCUCAAAGGUGUGUACUACAACAGAGUAUGCAGCGUUGAAGGAAUCAUGGACUAUUACAACCUGAAGGACCCGAUGUACAACGAUGAAAAUCCCGCGAGCCCAGAGGACGAUGAUAUGAUUAUCGAGACCGAUUCUGAGUCCGACGACUCAGACCCUCUACUUGAUAUCUUUAACAAAUUCUUUGUGGAAUCAAGCUCAGAAGCUGUACACAGGGCGUGGGCUCGGACUUUGACUGCGGGUUGCUGGGAUAAAAAUCAAGAUUACAUUGAAAACUUGGACCCUGCCACUCAAGAGUCCUACUAUCGGGCUUAUCCUCGUUUCAUGCGCAGAUUGAAAGAGUUCCAAGUUACCGGGACAGAGGGCAACUUUGCUCACGAUGAAGAUUCGGCCAAAUUCCAACGCACUGUUUAUAGCAUUUGCAGGCAAAGACGCGUAUUCUGGACAGAUAAUAUGACCUUUGGUCUCGGUCCACAAUACAAAUAUCUGUUCAUGGGGCAGGCUUACGUCGAUAAUAUUAUGCAUGGAGAAAUUUUCGACGGUUCGGAGGAAUAUGAGGAAAGAACAUUUUGCCUCAUUUAG